This is a messenger RNA of Meyerozyma guilliermondii ATCC 6260, 1044 nucleotides long. RefSeq names its product uracil-DNA glycosylase. Gene Ontology annotation, biological process: base-excision repair; base-excision repair, AP site formation via deaminated base removal. The coding region runs from base 1 to 1044 and encodes 347 amino acids. The record is from RefSeq and is a predicted model, not a curated record. Lineage: Eukaryota; Fungi; Ascomycota; Pichiomycetes; Serinales; Debaryomycetaceae. The transcript has a single exon. Gene Ontology annotation, molecular function: uracil DNA N-glycosylase activity. Gene Ontology annotation, cellular component: mitochondrion; nucleus.
AUGACGACGUUGAAGCGGGCAGCAGUUCAGGGCGCAAGUGUUGUUUCCAAGAAACCCAAGACCAUCACUGACUUCUUCCGGUCACUGGAAACGAUAAGAACCGUUUCAACUUCAUCCAAACUACCCCAAACCCAAAAAUCACCACUUCCCAAGCCUUCUCAACAAACUCCAAAUUCCACUCACGAUGUUUCUGAUGACCCAGACUACUCCAAGUUUUGCUCCCAGCAUAACUUCAACAAAGAAGAAUGGGUGGCACUGCUUUCGGAAGAACAAAAAUCACUUCUUGCACUUGAAAUAGCCAAUCUCCAUGUUUCAUGGCUCGCUUUUCUUCACAAAACAAUCACCCAGCCAUACUUUCUCAACUUGAAACGGUUUCUUGCCAAGCAAGUGGGCAAAACCAUUUUUCCGCCGUCGUCACAAGUUUAUUCUUGGUCACAUUACACUCCACUUCCUACCGUCAAAUGUAUAAUAAUGGGCCAGGAUCCAUACCAUAAUCACAACCAGGCCCAUGGGCUAGCCUUUUCAGUCCUCGAACCCACGCGUCCUCCCCCGCUGCUUUUGAACAUAUACAAGGCACUCAAGUUAGAUUUCCCCUCGUUUGAAGUUCCCGACUACAAAACGUUGGCUAGUGCCGGCAAGCCUGGAGGCGGCAACUUGACCAAAUGGGCCAAGAACGGGGUGCUCAUGCUCAAUGCUGUGCUCACGGUGGAGAGCCACAAGGCCAACAGCCACGCUGGCCAGGGAUGGGAGAAAUUCACCGAGGAGGUUUUGCGGGUUGCAAUCGAGUACUGUGCAAAAACACCAAAUAAUGGCAUUGCAAUAAUGGCAUGGGGCUCCCCGGCCCAGAAACGAGUGCUGAUGUUCAACAAGCAAUUGGCAGACUCCAACAAAUAUAUCGUGAUUAAGAGUGUACACCCUUCUCCGCUUUCGGCCAGCAGAGGAUGGUUUGAUCUGCAUGUGUUCCGCCAAUGCAAUGAGUGGAUGGGAGAGCACGGGUACACGAAGGUGGACUGGGGGGUGAUGGAGGGCAAUGUUGUGGAGUAG